AGUAUUUUUCUAUAGAUUUUACAGUAUUUUUUACUUUUCUGAUCACAGUCACACUCUGUCUCUUGACAAUGCCGCUUGGAAACGCUGGGCGAAUUGCUGUUUGUUGGGGAAUUUUAACUGUUGGUGGAGUAUAUGCAUUUGUACUUUCAAAAAGAUCUGUGGACAACCGCCGAUUCGAAACAUUACGUGUGCGGGACCGCAUGAAAAAAGCUAAUCAAGGCGAAUACGAUCACACUAUUUCUAGCAGGCGUUUCGACUAA
Drosophila nasuta is the source of this 260-nucleotide messenger RNA. RefSeq lists its product as uncharacterized. The transcript has 2 exons. Lineage: Eukaryota; Metazoa; Arthropoda; Insecta; Diptera; Drosophilidae. The record is from RefSeq and is a predicted model, not a curated record. Bases 69 to 260 code for a protein of 63 amino acids.